Molecule: messenger RNA, 1023 nt
Organism: Penaeus vannamei (Pacific white shrimp)
Lineage: Eukaryota; Metazoa; Arthropoda; Malacostraca; Decapoda; Penaeidae
Source: RefSeq, a predicted model, not a curated record
AUGUUUAAAUUCAUUUUGCAGAACCCGCUUCCUCCAGUCGAGGUCCCUGCCGAAGGACCUCCUCUUCACGGCACGCGCAUCGUGGGAGGCUUUGAGGCAGAGCCGUACGAGCGCGGGUACCAGGCUUUUCUCUCAGGAGGAGGAGGAGUCUGCGGGGCUGCUGUCAUCAGCGAACUGUUUGUCCUGACAGCUGCCCACUGUAUACCAAAAAAGAGUGAUGCGCGAAUGACUGUCACUGUGGGCAUACACGACCGAAGGGUGAAGGAGGACUUUACCCAGACGAUUCCCGUUGCCAAGACGUUCGUUCAUCCGCGCUAUAAGCCCAAGGAAGGUCACUUAAAGGGUGACAUUGCCCUUCUAAAACUGGAAGAGAAGGUACAUAUGAAUGAUAAAGUUUUCCCCAUCAAAUUGCCGACUCGUAACGUGGACGAGUAUAUGGAAGUGGUGGUCACUGGUUGGGGAAGAACCUUGUCGGAAGUGACCAAACCUCUUACGACUCUCCAAGAAAUAGUUACCCGAACCAUCCCUCUAAAGGAAUGCGAGAAUUAUUUCCGAUGGGUGGACAAAAGCAUAUUCUGCACAACUGCGGCGAAUUGGGACGUUGGCCCCUGUAAUGGCGACUCGGGGGGUCCGGCGAUGCACGAAGGCUAUCUCGUGGGCCUCGUUUCCUUCUCCACGAAGGGAUGUAAAACAGCUUACCCUCAAGGAUUUACUAAUGUUUAUUUUUAUCUCAACUGGAUCAAGGAGAAAAUGGGUCAUAAUGACCAUCAAAAUAAAAAUUUGGCAACUUUCACUACUGAGCACAAUGGGUGUGGUAUUUUGGAUAUGUCUUUAGUACUUAUUGUAUUGGCUCAACUCUAUCUGUAUUGGAUAUAGGAGUUUUUUAUAUCUCUUUUGUUCAUGAAUGUAUUGUUUAGGUGUUUAUCAACUAGAUAUACGUAGUUGAUACAUAUUUCUAAGCGAUUGUUCCCUUUAAGUAGUGUGGAAUAUAUCAAUUUGCAUGUUUCAUUUUAUUGAAAUACA